Messenger RNA from Meira miltonrushii, 1746 nucleotides. RefSeq names its product P-loop containing nucleoside triphosphate hydrolase protein. The transcript has a single exon. The annotation marks the transcript as partial. The record is from RefSeq and is a predicted model, not a curated record. NCBI's taxonomy places the organism in Eukaryota, Fungi, Basidiomycota, Exobasidiomycetes, Exobasidiales, Brachybasidiaceae. Gene Ontology annotation, molecular function: ATP hydrolysis activity; ATP binding.
ACGAUAUCCUUGACAGUACCCGAUUCAUCAGAUCAAUUAUGGGCAGUCAUUUCACCUGCUACCUCAGCUGGUCCAGGAGCGAAAGUGCUAUCAUCACUGCUCAAAGUUCUCGCAGGAAAGUCAAGAGCGCAACAGAUGCAUACCGAAGAAGACACACGCUUGCAUCCUUCUGUUCAUCCAUUCGCCAAUCAGGAGCAAAAGCGAAUCGGAUUUGCAACGUUUUCCAAAAAUGAAUCAGCAAGUGCCGGAAAUGAUUUUCAAGAUUAUUCAAAACGAUAUGGUGCACUUCGAGAAGAGGAUCAUAUUACUUUAUUUGAGAGCAUAAUGUGGGAUCAAGGAUUUGAAGUUGGCAGGGUUGCUCAGAUGAGAAUUUUACCGGAUAAGUUGAUGGACGAGGGCGUAGAUCAAGAUCUACAAACGGCGGCAAUAGAGACCAAACAGCACAUAGAGAGACUAUCACCACUUUUGGGCUUGCAUAAACCUGGGCCGGGUAGCCCUGGUGGUGUGCCUUUACUGCAUCAACCCAUCAUCUCCCUCAGCAAUGGACAGACAAGGAGGGCUAGAAUUUGUGGAGCUUUGGUUAGCUUGGCACGACAGCAACAAUCAGAUAAUAUCGUAGGAGGAACGACUCUUCUUGUUCUUGAUCAACCUUAUUCUGGAUUGGAUGAACCAAGCAGAGAUGAGCUUUCGAGCUUAUUGGCAGAUUUGCAUACAAGGGGCUCUCCUAGGGCUAUCCUUGUGCUGCGAAGACAGGAUGAUCUGCCCAAAGGUGUCACGCAUAUUGUGGAUGUAGCUGCAGAUGGAAACAUUUGGAGCGGACCUCGUGAAGAGUGGCAUGGAAGCAAGGCACAGGUGCCACAAGGGAUAGAAGGGAUUCGCAAGAAUAACGCAAAUGACAUCGGUGUUGGCAGGAAGGAAGGGGCGGAGGUAAUCAUGCUGGAUAACGUUAGCGUGCAGUAUGGCGACAAAGUGGUUUUGGAUUCUAUCAAUUUGGCUCUCUAUCCUGGUUCUCGGCUGAUCAUCAAAGGCGCUAACGGGAGUGGAAAGACAACGUUGUUGUCCCUGUUGACAGGAACGCACCCGCAAUCGUACAAAUUCGAUGACUCAUCCUACCGUUUGUUUGGGCAGAAUCGAACAGCACCUGCCAAUGCAACUCGGAUCUUGAACAGAAAGAUUGGAUAUUUUGGACCUGAUCUGCUAUCUGCGUUCCCACGAUUGGGGCUCGAAAUGGGUGGACUUUCAGUUGGGCAGUCGAUUGCAUCAGGAUUUGAAGGUGUAUUUUCGCGAACGACUGUUAGUGAUGCCCAAUUUGACCGCAUUCACGCACUAACAGAGUUGUUUGCAGAUUGCAUCGGAUUCAGGGACGAUAGAAGCCAAUUCAACUCAACGUCAACCGAUAUCACUGAUACCAUUCUCAAGAGACCUUUUAUCGAUCUGAACGGGGGUAGUCAGGCACUUGUCCUCUUCUUGCGAGCAGUAAUUCAUCAACCUGCAUUGUUGAUCUUAGAUGAACCUUUCCAAGGCAUGGAUGCUAUGCAAAUUUCCAGAAUCAGAGAGUAUUUGGAUGCCAGCACACCCGUAGCAUCGCAACAAGACACAUUCGCAGUCGGUCGUACUGAGCAGGAUCGAGAAACAGAUGCAGAAAAGAGGAAGCAGAUGGCACUGGUAUUGGUGAGCCAUUAUGUGAACGAAUGGCCUGAUCGGAUGGGCAAGUAUGUGCUAUUAGACGAUGGGAAAGUCGUUGAA